UCUUCCGUAAAAAAGUUGUUUGCUUUGAUCUUCUGUGUUACAAUGGAGAACAUUUCUCUGAAUGAUGAUGAGUAGUUUCAAUAAUUCUGAAAUAAUUUAUAUGGGUCUACCAUUUCGUUAGCUAGCUAUUUGAGCAUUAAAGUUUCGCUUUUUCUUCUGUUUCUCCAUGAACAUUAAUGAUUUCAAUCUCUGAGAUUAAUGAUUUCAAUCUCUGAGAUCAAGUUAGUGAAUUGUGUGUCAAAUUAAACCCAUUCAAAAUUCGAUUUUGAUGCUUGUUCCUGUUUGUUUCACCAACUCUUAUAUCGGAGUUGUAAGAAGCGAAAAAUGCUUCUAAAUUUGAUUCAUUCUCUGUGUUUUCGUUGAUUAAGAAGAUUCCUCUGAAUUUUACAUGAUUCCGAAUUUUGCUUAAGAUCUAGACGUUUUAGUUGUUGUUUGUUAAUGCUAAUGAGGUGAUUCUUUUGUUUCCACUUUAUUCGUGCCUGUUAAGUCUCUCUGGAAUUGCUUUAUGGUCAUUGACCUGGCUUUAUCUGGUGGUGUUGUACUGUUGUGUGUCUUAAGCCGUAAUCUGAUAUUUUUGUUUUGGUGUCCAGAUUUCUCAAACGAGCGCAAUAAUCCUUUUCAAGAUAUCAAGAAAGAAAAAGACUUUGGCUGAGCUUAGAGAGGAAGAGAUUAUGCUCUUGAAGGAAAGUAAAGGCCUGGAAAAUGAAUUGGCAAGUAUGCGUGAUUUGGUCAGAGCAACAAAGAGCAAGAAACAAUGGUCUAAAUAAGAUGAAGGGUGUACAUAAAGAUGUAAUUCCCUGUGAUUCAAGUUCCAUUUACUGUUAGAGAGACGUUUCCAAAGAUGGUGAUGGAGGAAAGAUCUGGUCAUACUGCUAACAGAGUUGGGGAAGUCCAAAUGGGUAAUGGUCAUAAGCGUGAAAGAAGUGAAGAUUCAUCCAACAAAAAUGUUAAUAUAUGUGUGGAGACUGAUAAACAGGAUCUGUUGUCAAACAAAGCCCGAAAGAAGUGGGGCUUUGAAAAAUGUGUCAAUCUUUCAGCUGUGGAUUCCUCAAGUUUCAAAGAAAUGAUGACUGUAGGUGGUGGUCAGAUGGGGCUUAAGAGCCCUGAUUCUCAUCAUUUAAAUGGAUGGAGGCUUCAAGAUGCAUUAGAGGAAGUGCAAGAUCGUGUGAAGAAGAUUAAAGAUUCGUGGUCGAUCACAGGAUGCAGCAUCUUGUUGGAUGCUUGGGUUGACAAGAAAGGCCGCGAUCUGGUUGCUUUUAUUGCAGAUUGUCCAGCGGGUCCAGUGUAUCUGAUAUCAUUUGAUGUUUCAGAUUUUAAAGACGAUGUCACUGCCUUACUAUCGCUAGUAAAUGGGCUUGUUGAGGAAGUUGGAGUGCGUAAUGUGACUCAAAUUAUUGCAUGUUCAACCUCUGGUUGGGUUGGUGAAUUGGGCGAGCUAUUUGCGGGUCGUGACAGGGAAGUUUUCUGGUCUGUGAGUGUAUCCCAUUGUUUCGAGCUUAUGCUGGCGAAGAUUGGGAAAAUGCUUUCCUUUGGAGAUAUACUUGACAAAGUCAAUAACAUCUGGGAGUUCAUCAACAACAAUCCCUCGGUUUUGAAAAUUUUCAGAGAUCACAGUCAUGGUAUAGACAUAACAGUCUCCACCUCUGAGUUUGAUUUUGUGAUGCCAUAUCUAAUUCUAGAGAGUAUUUUCAAGGCGAAGAAAAACUUGACAGCCAUGUUUGCUUCAUCUGAAUGGAAUAAAGAAGAGGGCAUAGCGAUAACAAAUUUGAUGAAUGAUUCCUCUUUUUGGGAAACAGUUGAAAGUGUUCUGAAAUGUACAUCUCAUCUGAUUCGCGGUCUGCUCUUGUUUUCAACUGCCAAAGAUCAGCAUCUUGGAUAUAUUUAUGACACUAUGGACAGCAUAAAGGAGAGUAUCGCGAGAGAAUUCAAUCAGAAGCCACAAUUUUACAAGCCGUUAUGGGAUGUGAUAGAUGAUGUUUGGAACAAGCAUCUUCACAAUCCUCUACAUGCUGCUGGUUACUUUCUGAACCCGACUGCUUUCUACUCAACUGAUUUCCAUCUUGAUCUAGAAGUUGCCACUGGUCUUAUCUCCUCUCUGAUUCAUAUGGUAGAAGAUUGUCACAUUCAAUAUAAAAUUUCCACACAGAUUGAUAUGUACAGACUCGGUAAAGAUUGUUUGAACGAGGCGAGUCAAGCUGAUCAGAUCACUGGAAUCUCUCCAGCUGAGUGGUGGGCUCAUAAGGCGAGCCAGUACCCAGAACUGCAGAGCUUCGCCAUUAAAAUUCUGAGCCAGACAUGUGAAGGUGCUUCAAAGUACAAGGUGAAGAGAAGCUUAGCAGAGAAGCUGUUACUCACUGAAGGAAUGAGUCAUUGUGAACAACAGCAGCUGGAUGAGUUGGUGUUCGUUCAUUACAAUCUUCAUCUACAAAGCUGCAAAGCCAAGUUAAGUGACGAGAUUGUGGUGCAAGAUGUUUAUAUGGACUGACCCGUUCAGAUUUUAGUUAGUAUAUUCAUCAAAGCUCACACCUUUAGAAUCAAUCAAUACUGGUGAAUCAAGCAGCUAUACGCAUCAUUAAUUCCUGUGUGCUUCAGUGAGAAACAUCAUAAUCCCCAGAAUCUCUGGAUGUUUUAGAUCCAUUCUGAGAAAUUUUGGUCUUCUUUUGUAAUCACAGAAUGAAUCGUAUGGGUUAAGUCUUAUUAACAAACUUUGGAUUAA
Messenger RNA from Arabidopsis lyrata subsp. lyrata, 2716 nucleotides. RefSeq lists its product as uncharacterized. The transcript is spliced from 5 exons. Gene Ontology annotation, molecular function: protein dimerization activity. NCBI's taxonomy places the organism in Eukaryota, Viridiplantae, Streptophyta, Magnoliopsida, Brassicales, Brassicaceae. Bases 842 to 2485 code for a protein of 547 amino acids. The record is from RefSeq and is a predicted model, not a curated record.